AUGGGGGCAUGUUUGGCACUGUGUUCUUUAGCCAGCUGUGCUUCCUGCCUUUGUGGUUCAGCCUCAUGUUUGCUGUGUGGAUGCUGUCCCUCUUCCAAUAACUCCACUGUUACACGACUGGUUUUCAGCUUCUUUUUGCUUUUGGGGACCUUGGUGUCAGUCAUCAUGAUCCUACCUGGAAUGGAAACUCAGCUGCGCAAGAUUCCAGGAUUCUGCCAAGGUGGAAGUACUAUACCUGGCUUGGAAAAUCAGUUCGACUGUGAUUCCAUCUUGGGCUACAAAUCUGUGUAUCGAAUGUGCUUUGCCAUGACUUGCUUCUUCUUCCUCUUCUUCAUUAUCAUGAUUCGUGUUAGGAGCAGCAAAGACCCUCGUGCAGCUCUUCAAAAUGGAUUCUGGUUCUUUAAAUUUCUAAUCCUCGUUGGAAUUACCGUGGGAGCAUUUUUCAUCUCUGAUCCAAUGUUCAAUACUGUGUGGUACUAUUUUGGAAUAGUGGGCUCCGUCCUCUUCAUUAUCAUCCAACUCAUUCUCCUCAUUGACUUUGCACACUCCUGGAACAAAGCGUGGGUAGAAAAUGCUGAAAAUAAUGACAACAAGUGCUGGUAUGCAGGCCUGCUUACUUUCACCACCCUCAAUUAUGCCUUGGCUUUCACUGCUGUCGUGCUGUUUUAUGUGUACUACACGCAGCCAGAUGACUGCACAGAGCACAAGGUUGUCAUCAGCCUCAACCUUAUCUUCUGUAUCAUCGUCUCUAUUGUCUCUAUCCUGCCCAAAGUCCAGGAUGCCCAGCCUUACUCUGGCCUGCUACAGGCUUCUAUCAUCUCUCUCUACACCAUGUAUGUCACUUGGUCGGCUAUGACCAACAAUCCAAAUCGCAAGUGUAACCCCAGCCUGUUGAGUCUACUGACGAAUGUCAGCAGCUCCACACCGUCCUUGGAACCCACGGCGAAACAUUUGCAGUUAUGGGAUGCUCAGAGCAUUGUUGGUUUGAUCAUCUUCUUCCUCUGCACCCUCUACGCUAGCAUUCGUUCAUCAAGUAACACUCAGGUCAACAAGCUGCUGCAAACGGAGGAGGGCAGCGGAGAUAGUGGAGGGGGUGUUGUGGAAGAGAAUGGCGUACGCAGGGCUGUGGACAAUGAAGAGGACGGGGUCGUUUAUAACUACUCGGCCUUCCACUUUCACUUGGCUCUAGCCUCGCUGUAUAUCAUGAUGACCCUCACCAACUGGUAUCUACCCAACACCGACACCAAAGUCUUGCAGAGCAGCAUGCCCGCCGUCUGGGUGAAGGUGUGCUCCAGCUGGCUCGGUCUCAGCCUGUAUCUGUGGACGCUCAUCGCCCCACUCAUCUUCACUGACAGAGAUUUCAGCUGA
This is a messenger RNA of Nerophis lumbriciformis (worm pipefish), 1368 nucleotides long. NCBI's taxonomy places the organism in Eukaryota, Metazoa, Chordata, Actinopteri, Syngnathiformes, Syngnathidae. The record is from RefSeq and is a predicted model, not a curated record.